AUGUCUAUCAUGAACAGUUUCGUCAACGACAUUUUCGAGAGAAUCGCUGCCGAAGCUUCAAGACUCGCUCACUACAACAAAAGAUCGACCAUCACCAGCAGGGAAAUCCAAACUGCCGUUCGACUUCUGUUACCCGGUGAGCUCGCCAAGCACGCCGUUUCCGAAGGAACAAAGGCCGUCACCAAAUACACCAGCUCCAAAUAA
Messenger RNA from Lottia gigantea (owl limpet), 204 nucleotides. RefSeq lists its product as hypothetical. The record is from RefSeq and is a predicted model, not a curated record. The coding region runs from base 1 to 204 and encodes 67 amino acids. The transcript has a single exon. NCBI's taxonomy places the organism in Eukaryota, Metazoa, Mollusca, Gastropoda, Lottiidae. Gene Ontology annotation, molecular function: DNA binding; protein heterodimerization activity; structural constituent of chromatin. Gene Ontology annotation, cellular component: nucleosome.